Molecule: messenger RNA, 1429 nt
Organism: Oncorhynchus mykiss (rainbow trout)
Lineage: Eukaryota; Metazoa; Chordata; Actinopteri; Salmoniformes; Salmonidae
Product: dnaJ homolog subfamily C member 5
Biological process (GO): regulation of synaptic vesicle cycle
Cellular component (GO): presynapse; intracellular membrane-bounded organelle; membrane
Source: RefSeq, a predicted model, not a curated record
GUUUGGUCGGGGGGCGGGGACAAUAUACUGCAGCUGUCCAUGGUUGGGUUUGGUGGGUGCGCACGGUUCUCUGGGAUGCGACCAUAAUCACAUACCGUUAUUAUAUCUCUCUGGAUCAUUUCCCUAUACAGUGCAUCAAAACCAACUACAAGAGGGUAGGCCUACUGGAGUCAGGGAACCCCUGCUGACAGUGCACCAAUUUGGAGUGGCGGUAGGGACAAGAUUGUGAAGGACGUGAGGCAUCAUGGCAGCUCAUGAACAGGCGAGGCAGCGCUCACUCUCCACCUCUGGUGAAUCACUCUACAUUGUGCUUGGCAUUGACAAGCUAGCCACUCCCGACGAUAUCAAGAAAUCCUACAGAAAACUUGCGUUGAAAUUCCACCCUGAUAAGAACCCAGAUAACCCAGAAGCUUCUGACAAGUUUAAGGAGAUCAACAAUGCCCAUGCCAUUCUGAACGAUCCCACAAAGCGGAACAUCUAUGACAAGUACGGCUCCCUGGGACUGUACGUGGCUGAGCAGUUUGGCGAGGAGAACGUGAACACCUACUUUGUUCUGUCCAGCUGGUGGGCUAAGGCGUUGUUUGUGUUCUGUGGCCUUGCCACUGGCUGCUACUUCUGCUGUUGUCUGUGUUGUUGCUGUAACUGCUGCUGUGGGAAGUGUAAACCGCGGCCCCCAGAGGGCCAGGAGCCCGAUUUCUAUGUGUCCCCUGAGGACCUGGAGGCCCAAAUGCAGUCUGACGAGAGAGGUGAGAUCGACUGCUUAUUGUAGGGUGGCGGCGAAGCCAUCUUGGUGCAGCCAUCAGCGACAGAGACCACCCAGCUGACGUCAGAUGGUCACCAUUCCUCCUACCAAACCGACAUGGGCUUCAACUAAACCCCAUCCCUGUCCUGGCCUGCUACCCUGCCCCACCUUAAAAGGAUGAUAGGGGCAAUCUGUUUUAACUUCACUAAGAGCGCCAUGUCCUGGAGAGGAGAUGGAGGAGCGAGCUUGGCCUACAUACAAAACUCUUGAAGACCCCCCCCCCCCCCCCCCCCUCCCCCCCCAUUUCCACCCUCUCCAGAAUGGUCCAGUCUCGCCUCUUAUGUAGGAAGAAAAAGAAAGAAAUGGUUUGCUUCCUGCCCUUUUGUUCUUUUGUAUCCUUUUGGCCUUUGACCUCACAAUCCUCCAUCCCCACAGUCCCCUUUCCAUAUUCAGUGUGAUGGUGUAGCAUGCACUGAGAAAAAAAAUCUUUGUUUUCAUUUGUUGAAUGUGACAUUUGUUGUGUUUCCCGAAUUCUGUUGGUGCAUAGGUAUGUGCAAUACGUACAGACCAGUCAAAAGUUUGGACACACCUACUUAUUCAAGGGCUUUCCUUUAUUUUGACUAUUCUCUACAUUGUAGAAUAAUUGUGAAGACAUUAAAACUGAAAUAACACAUAUGGAAUCAUGUA